GGACCGGAGGUCGCCGCCUGGAACCCUUUGCCUCCAGCCUCUAAAGCGACUGGAUGAGAGGAAAACAUGUGGAGUCGCUGAGUCCAGCUUCCUUCAGACGGCGUGUUCGCUCGAUGCUGGUUGGAGACGGUUUGUCUUCAUCUGUCCCUUCCUGUGUGGAUGUUUAUGGCCGGUUGCUCCUCUUAGAAGUAAAAUAUGGAAUCCUGCUGAGGGAAAAUAGGAAAGCUGUCAAAUCGCCGCUUGUUGGACCCGUCCACCUCCCGUCCUGUGUGUGAUUUAGCGGUCUUCAUAGCUCCACCUUCACCAUUACGUGGACAACACACAAAAUAAGCGAGUGGGAUAUCUAUGAUUUACUACAUUGGCUACGAGUGCUGGAGGAGACCAACCUGCUCUACUGGCUGUUAGAAGUCUUGGCGGAGUCCAAGCAGCCUUGAAUGUGCAUCAAACACCUUCUUGAGCUUCAUGCGUUUAGCCGUCAUCGGUUUCUGGUGGAGCCAUAUUUGACCCUGUUGCUCCCAGUUGUCCCCGAGAGGACAUCUCGCCCAUCCCGGGACGGUGGUUGAGGCGCAGCAGUUGCCGUCCUCUGCUCUCCUCUCAGCUGUCGCACCUGCUCAAGGGCUCCGGGGCAGCCACACAAAGGGUGCAGUGUUGCAAAAGGGGAGUUUAACCCCCCCCCCCUCAGAUCAUCCGAGGCCUGCUGCCCAGCCCUGAAAACACGCCCUCUGCUGGGAACAUUCGACCACCGGGUCCUAAAAACAACUGAAACAUUGUGUUCCCUGUCUGAAAAAAUGGAAGUAGAUAAAGUUUAUUAAUUUUUGAAAAUAUGAUUAAAUACUAUUAAUUAUUAUAUAUAUGAAUGUGUUAACAUAUAUAUACAUAGGCAUUUUUCUACUAGUGUUUGAAACACAUUUGGUGAGUUUUUAUAACCUUGUGGUAGUUGUCUCUUGAACAUGAAGCAUGCUUUGUUGCUACUUUGUUCUGUGAUUGGCACUGACCACAAUCCGUUCGCUAAGUCAAGACAGGUUUUAAACUUGUGCUUCUGGGCAUGUCUAAUGCUUUCUGCGUCAUCGGGUCGGGACACCCGGUUUAAUGCUCUAAGGUUGUGUACUAAUCGGUACGUACCGUCGGGUUUAGAUACGGUCUGUAUGGGGAGGCUGUGUGGUACUUUGUCUAUUUGUUCUAACACCCAUAGAUCGCAUAGUUCUUUGACGGUUUUUUCUAUCUCUGCUUCAGCCUCCGGGGCAAUGGGGUACUGUUUCUCUUUUUGUGGUGGUAGCCCUUGUAUAUUGUAUUCGAAACCCUCCACGUAUCCUACAUCAUUUUUGAAUUGCGAGUAUCGGCCUUUUUGUAGGAUUUCUUUCAACCUAAUUUUGUUAUAGUAGAGUUUUGUACUUUUGAACUUUUCGUUUUGCAAUUCUUUCAUCCAAUUAACGGAUGUCCCGUCAAUUGAAAAUCCUGCUCGUUGUUCAUUUUAUUCGUUUCGGCCCGCGAGAAGUCUUUUAUGCCCAACAGUCUGUUUUUGCCUUCUAUUGCUACCAUACCGUUGUACGGAAAUAAAGAUGUGUCUUUUACUUGACCAUUAGCUGUACUUCUAUUGUUGCUCCUUCUAGUGGAGUCCCUUCGCCUUUCUUUGUUACCGAGAUAUUUGCUCCGGUGUCGCAGGUAAAUAUUUUAUUUGUCUGACCUGUCGGUGUUUUUAGCGGUACAUUAGCCUUUAUCCACUGUCCCUCCAUGAAUCCUAUCCUUAUUAGUUCUUUGAUGGGUGCCGGAGCAACUAAGCUGGCCUCGGGUUUUUCUCUUCCCACUUUCUCUUUUUCGCCAUAAAUUUGUCCCUCUCUUCUCUGGUCAUUGCUGCAAAUUCUGGUCUGCUGACCCAAGGCAUACGGCCGGAGCCGUCCUUUCCCUUCCCUACUGUAUGUGCUCCAAGUCUCCGCGUUCAUUCUCGGUGGUGCCCCAUUGGGGCCCCUUGAGGUUUCUGGUGGAGUCCUCAUAACGGGUCGCGGUGUCCCUAUUUUGUGCCACUCGGUACUCGGGCGAUUGGGUGUCUUCUCGGGAUGUGCGUGGAAGUGCGACAUAACGCUUCUUUGAUUGGGUUGUUGAUACGUGGUUACCUGUUUACGCUUUUCUCUGGUGCUUAUGGCCUCCCAGUCGACCACCAUAUUCUGGGUACCGGGCAGCAAGUUUAAGAGUUUCUCCUCGUGGAUUAUGUUACAGUUUGGGUCCCCUCUGAGGAGUCUCAUGGCUAGCCCUAAAGCUGUUUCUGAGUCCUUGACGCUCUCGCCGUAUUUGAUUAUUUUUGCCUCUAGUUUUACUCUCAGCCACAUGGUGACUGUUGUGCUAUCCAGCUGUUCUGGGGCUAAUCCCCUUUCUUCUACGACUUCAAUCAUAUACUCUUGUUCUGUUUGUUUUUGGUUUGUUAUCUGGGAAGUGUUCGAGCCGUUCUUUGCUUAGCUUGUCUUUGACCUUCUUCACUUUUCUGCCCAUAAAAGACCUUUCCCAGUUAUUUUGAUCCCCUUUUUGUCGGCUAUGUGUUACGUUGCCCUCUUCGGAUUCAGAUGAGCUUUCUGAGUCGCCUGAGGAGGAUGAGGAGGGUGAUGAGGAUGACGAGGAAGAGGAGGACGGGGGCGAUGGGCCCCUUCUCCUGUUUCCCUUUAGUUUCUUUUGCUUCGGCUUUUUUGUAAUUUUGAUGUUUGAGCCCUUGUGUGUUUUCGUAGGUUUCCUCACGCUUUCCUGCUCAACGUCUGGUAGUUGGGAGAAAUAUGUCUCUACUGAGCGAUCCCUCGCUCUGGCCCUUUCGGUGAGCCAGUCGUAGCCGACUCGGUGCUGCGAGUCUUUAUGGGUUUUGGUUACACCCAGAAGGGAGUCUAUGUCUCUGGAGCUGGGCUUGGUGCGGACUAUACCUCUUUCUAGCUGAUCUGCGGCGUACCAGGCGGGAACAUCUCCCAUUCCUGGUCGUUUAGAAGUGGGCAAAAUACGUCCCCUUCUUGCGGUAUAACAAGGGUUCCGUACUCCCCCUUGCAACACAAGUACAAGAAGUAUUUAAGAAAACAUUUAGGAAUCAGCAGUUUUGAAUACAAUUGCAACCUGAGAUAACGGUGAUGGAGUUAUGGGAGGCUGAGGGCGCCUCCUUAGGGAGCAGAGCUCUGUGAGAAAGAAGGAGGUUCCUCCCUCCAGAAUUCAUGCGCGAACACGGAGGAAGCUGAGGUCUUUACUCGUGCUGCGGAGGAGUGGAGAUGCUAAUAAAACAAACGGGGAGAGAGAGAGAGAGAGAAAGGAGAGCUCCUGUGAUCCUCCCACACUUCUCCGUCUGCUCCUGCUGCCCGGAGGGGGGGAGGAGGAGGAGGAGGAGGAGGAGGAGGAGGAAGAGGGAUGCAGGGCGAGAACACCUUACCUCCCUUCCCCUCUCCCUUCAUCCCUCUGUCCGUCUCUCCCUCUUCACUCCACCGCGACAGCAGCACCGAGACGCCACAACACACCACCGCUGUCAAUGGCCUGCUAACGCACACACACACACACACACACACACACACACACACACACACACACACACACACACACACACAGUGAGCGGCAUCCCCUGCAGACGAAGAACCCUUUGACUGCUGCAGGCGAGGGACACGGGACGUCAAUUAAGAGCCGUGUUGGUGGUCAGACGUCCAGGGGACUGACAACAGGAAACAGGACUCAGUGAUGCCGGCGUGGUCGUGGGAGCGCUGCGGUGAGACGGGCCUGGUCCUGCUGGGCUUCCUGGCGCUGGUGGUGUCGGUGGGGAACCCGUCCGCUAGACGCCUGCAGGAGGACGGCGUAGCGUCCAACAGUCUGGAGGAGGAGCUUGAGGUGACCACGUACUGGUGGGGCGAGUGGGCCAAGUGGACGGCCUGCACUCGGGCCUGUGGAGGCGGAGUGAUGUCACAGGAGAGACACUGUCUCAAACAGAGGAAAAAGGUUGUGGCUGGUAAAGACAACAUGACCUGCACGGGGACAGCCAAGAAAUAUCACCUGUGCAACACUGAAGAAUGUCCUGCCACCGGGAGGAGCUUCAGGGAGGAGCAGUGCUGGUCCUUCAACUCGCAGCUUUACAACGGGAGGAACUACCAGUGGAAGCCUCUGUAUCCUGACGACUACGUCCACAUCUCCAGCAACCCCUGUGACCUCCACUGCACCACCACCGACGGCCAGAGGCAGCUGAUGGAGACGGCGCGGGACGGCACGUCCUGCAAGUACAGCAGCUACCGCGGCGUCUGCGUGGCCGGCGAGUGCCAGCCGAUCGGGUGUGACGGAGUGCUGUUCUCCUCCAACGCCUUGGAUAAGUGUGGCGUCUGUCAGGGCGACGGAAGCAGCUGCAGCAGAGUCACCGGCAACUUCCGCCGCGUCGCCACCAGUCCGGGUUACUCUUUAAUCACACAAAUCCCUGAAGGAUCAUGGGACAUCCAGAUCAUCGAGAGGAAGAAGUCGGCCGAUGUUCUGGCUGUCACCGACCAAGCAGGAAACUUCUUCUUUAACGGAGCCUACAGAGUGGACAGUCCCCAGAACUUCCACGCAGCGGGCGCCGUCUUCAAGUACCGCCGGCCCAUGGACGUGUACGAGACCGGGAUCGAGUACAUCGUCGUCAAAGGCCCCAUUGACCAGGCCAUCAAUAUCCUGGUGUGGAACCAGAACGGCCGCACGCCGUACAUCACCUACGAGUACACCGUCCUACGGGACUCCCUGCCACCGGUCCCGCCCCCUCCCGCCUACACCGGGUCGGACACCUCGGCGGGGGAGGUGUCGGUGGAGGUUGGGGGUCCGCCGCACCCCAACGGCAGCGCUUACGACCAGGCGGCCCCCGAGAGCCGGGCGGAGGGGGGAGGCGCCGACGGGCAGAAGGGCCAAGAGACCAACGAGGUGUACGAGGGGACGGCGGCCAUCGACUGCGACCAGGACCCCAACUUUACCGAGGGAAACGGCAGCCGCGCAGACGGCACCGCCGCCCCCGCUCCGGCUGGCGGGCCCCUGGACACGGGGCCGGACUCCCCGAACCUCAUCUGGAGGGUCCUGCUGGACGGACGGAUCGGUCCCGAUGAGCUGCUCGUCAACAUCUCGACCAAUCAGCUGCUGACGGAGGGAGAGGGUUUGUUCUCGUCGGAGGCGGGACCGGAGGCGGGACGGGAGGCUGACACCGGCGUCCUGAAGCGGGACGGGCCGCUCGGCGUCAACGACACGCUGGAGUUCACCCUCGGCCGCAAACGCAACGAGAGCGGAGACACUUCCUUCCAGAACAAAACCGUGCAGAGUGGCGGGAGGACCUCUGGCCGCUCCAACAGAACCAGGUAAAUCCAAGAGAUCCAUCAGAAGAACCUGAAGCUGAGUGCAGCUGACAUGUACCGCUGGAAGCUUUCCUCUCAGGAGCCCUGCAGCAUGACCUGCUCCAUAGGCGUGUCGAAGUCCUUCGUCACGUGCAUCCGGUACGACGGCAUCGAGGUGCACGACAUGUACUGCGACGCUCUGACCAGACCGGAGCCGGUCCACGACUUCUGCAUCGGCAGAGAAUGUCCGCCCAGGUGGGAGGCGAGCAGCUGGAGCGAGUGCUCCAGGACCUGCGGGGAGGGUUUCCAGUUCCGUCAGGUCCGCUGCUGGAAGAUGAUCUCGCCGGGCCUGGACAGCUCGGUCUACAGCGACCUCUGCGCCACCGCCGACCUGGAGAGGCCCGUGGAGAGGCGGCCCUGCAAGAGCCCGGCCUGCGGCCCCCAGUGGGAGGUGGCCGAGUGGACAGAGUGUCCCGCCAAAUGUGGCCGCAAAGCCCAGGUGACCCGGGACGUCCGCUGCUCUGAGGACGCCCGGCCUUGUGACCCGAUGACCAGACCACCGAACGCCAAGAACUGCACGGGUCCGCCCUGCGAGCGCCAGUGGACCGUGUCCGAGUGGGGUCCUUGCUCGGGGCUGUGCGGCCAGGGGAAGACGGUGCGCCACGUGUACUGCAAGGCGCCGGAGGGUCGCGUGGUUCCUGAGAACCAGUGCUCGGCGGAGGACAAGCCGCUGGCCAUCCACCCCUGUGGCGAGAGGGACUGUGCUCCGCACUGGCUGAGCCAGGACUGGGAGAGGUGUAACACAACGUGCGGUCGCGGCGUGAAGCGGAAGCUCGUCCUUGGCGUCGGCAUCAGUGGAGGGACGUUCCAGACCUUCGCGGAGGAGGCGUGCGGAGGCAGCGAGAAGCCAGAAGAAGAGACCCCUGCUUCGAAGAGGCCGUGCUUCAAAUGGUACUCCACCCCCUGGUCUCAGUGCACGAAGACGUGUGGCGUCGGUGUGAGGAUGAGAGACGUCAAGUGUUACCAGGGAACGGAGCUGGUCCGAGGCUGCGACCCGCUCACCAGACCUGUGGCCAAGCAGACCUGCACGCUGCAGUCCUGCCCCACCGAGCCGCCAGAUGAGAGCUGCCAGGAUCGUCCCUCCACCAACUGCCUGCUGGCGCUGAAGGUCAACCUGUGCAGCCACUGGUACUACAGCAAGGCGUGCUGCCACUCCUGCCGCGCCCUGCGACCUCCGACCUCCUAGUGCACCACGGCCCGCCCAACACGGCACACAGACGCAAGUCUGAUGUAAACGCCGUACGACAGUUACUGUGGACAACGAGAGACAUCCAGAGCUUUCCUCCCAUAACCUGGUUUGUUGGACUAAAAACGAAAUCUGGUCAUUUUUAUAUCAGACGGAAACAUUUAGUUGUGUUCAUAUUAAUUAUGUUACGUUGUUUCAUCAUUCUCCAGUUGCUCCUUUUUUCUUAUUUCUAUGCCAAACACAGAAUGUAUUUUCUUUAUUUGGAAUUAAAAUUCAUAUCGGAAAGGAAGCUAAUUCCUCCCCUGAAAGGACCCUCCGCACAUCUCAAGGUCUUCAUCAGUUAGUGGAGGAAUUCUGUGUCACAAAGAACAUUAAACCGCCAGAAUAACACAUGUUGCCUUUUUAUGUUUCUGAGAACCACGAAUGUGUCGAACGUCAACGUCUCCAAACCAAAUAAUAUAUGUGAUUUAUAAUCGGUUCAUAUCAACUUUGUGUAACACGGACAUGUUUUUCUGCUCAUGUUGCUUUCCUAUAGUUUGCGUUUGUAUACCACAGUGUUAAAGGACUACAGGUGUAAACGACCUGCACAGGUAAAUAACGUUAGCAUUGGGAAACGAUUGCUUAGCAUUUGGGCAACAAGACGGUUCUGUGAAGUCAAAAAGGACAUAAGAAGUGACGUUUGCAACGUAGCCUUUGAAGAACAAUGAUUAACGCUACAAGUUAUCAGGGUUUGUGACGUAGCCUCACGUAACAGCAUCACUUAGCGAGCUGCGUCACCUUCAUGCGCUUCCUGCUUUGGUGAUCUCGUUAUUUUACCUGACGGACGUUCUACGACAUUUCCUCCGACCAAAGGCCUUGACUGCUGAAACAAAGCCAACAUUCUCCCUCAGCGGCGGAACGUGGAAACAUGCAAAACUAUUUGUUUGAGAAAUGAAAUCUUUCAUCUUCUUGUCCCGACCGUCUCCAACAUCACAUCACGAACGAAUCAACUGAGGAAAAGAAUCCACUCAGUCCUUCCUGGAAUGACUAGAACGUUUGGUGCACGCGUUUCGUGGACGUUAUUUUAUUGUGCUCGAGUUCAGCGUGUAAAAGUAGAUAUUUCCGGGACGCCUGCAGCACACGGAGGCGUAUUUAUUAGUCACUCUUCCCUCAUGGUGACGCGAGGCGGCGGUCGCUCAUCGGGUCACUGAUUCUGGUCCGUGUGUAACAGGAGAGCUGCUGCAAACAGGAGGCUCCUCACCCUCGAAGUGAGACGCGUCCUUGUGUGUCUCAUUGUUGUGUACUCUGCGGUUGGAGAACUGAUACCUCUUUGUACAAAGCAUAAAUGUAUGGACACUGUGUGACGAUAAACUGAAGACCGAAUGGUGUUGACUUGUUUUUCAAUUAAAUAACAGUUCAAAUGAA
Molecule: messenger RNA, 7935 nt
Organism: Gasterosteus aculeatus aculeatus (three-spined stickleback)
Lineage: Eukaryota; Metazoa; Chordata; Actinopteri; Perciformes; Gasterosteidae
Source: RefSeq, a predicted model, not a curated record